UAAAGGCAAAUUAAUUUUAUUGGUUUUUAGUUCUUUAUAUUCCUUUAAUAUGUACAUUAUGCUUAAUAAGCUGUUAAUUGUCUUCUGUUAGUGUGACCAAAGUUUUGAGCGUCAAGCAGUUUACAACAAGCAGUGUUCGCGCUAAAUCGUCUUGAAAUUUAAUAAAAUGCGACGGAGCUUAGCGCCCAGCCAACGGUUAAGCCAGAGCUCAGCAUCACGGCACUCCUUCACCCCGCCACUGCUGAAGAAAAACAAACGAGCUUGCCAGCAGGAACUGGAGCGCGAGCAAGAGCUGGACAGGAAGCGUCAGAGCUGUGCUCUCCGCGAUGCCAGCAAUACGAUGGAUAUACCACUGCCCAUCCGCUUCACAGCUAACAGCGAGUAUGAGCGGGCUAUUGCCAAAGUCUUGGCCCGCCAGUUCAAGGUGCCGAUAGACAAUUACGUACCGGAUUACGGGGGCAAUCGCUGUCUCGGCGUACGUCGGUGCAUCGUCCGGCGACCCCUACAUGAUCCGAUGGCCUGCAACGCCCUUGUGCUUUACCAGCCACCGGCCUACACGGAGCACGAGCGCAUGGCAAUGGAUCCCAGCAAGGUGCUCGUGCACGUGGUGGUGGAUCCGUUGCUGACCAAUAUUCUGCGGCCGCAUCAGCGCGAGGGCGUACGGUUUAUGUAUGAGUGCGUGGAAGGCAGACGUGGAAACUUCAAUGGCUGCAUCAUGGCCGACGAGAUGGGCCUGGGAAAGACGUUGCAGUGCGUCACACUGGUGUGGACGCUGCUGCGGCAGAGUGCCGAAUGCAAACCAACAAUUAACAAGGCCAUCAUCGUGUCACCGUCGUCCCUGGUAAAGAAUUGGGAAAAGGAGUUCACCAAGUGGUUGCACGGCAGACUCCUCUGCCUGGCCAUGGAGGGGGGAACCAAGGAGAACACCAUUCGCGCUCUCGAGCAGUUCUCGAUGAACGCCUCCACGCGUAUGGGUACGCCCGUUCUGCUCAUAAGCUACGAAACGUUCCGCAUCUAUGCAGAUAUCCUCUGCAAGUACGAGGUGGGCAUGGUGAUAUGCGACGAGGGACACCGUCUGAAGAACAGCGAUAACCUUACGUACCAGGCUCUAAUGGGCCUGAAGACCAAGCGGCGCGUCCUACUCUCUGGCACUCCCAUCCAGAACGAUCUCACGGAGUACUUCAGCCUGGUGAACUUUGUCAAUCCCGAGAUGCUGGGCACGGCGGCCGACUUUAAGCGCAACUUCGAGAACAGCAUUCUGCGGGGACAGAACGCCGAUUCAACGGACGGGGAACGGCAGCGAGCAAUCGAGAAGACGCAGGAGCUGAUCGGACUGGUCGAUCAGUGCAUCAUCCGACGUACCAAUCAGAUUCUAACCAAAUACCUGCCAGUCAAGUUCGAGAUGGUCAUCUGUGCCAAGCUGACUCCAAUUCAGCUGGAACUCUAUACGAAUUUCUUAAAAUCGGAUCAAGUGCGUCGAAGCCUGGCGGAUUGCAACGAGAAGGCUUCGCUCACUGCCCUGGCUGACAUCACAACUCUCAAAAAAUUAUGCAGUCAUCCGGAUCUUAUAUAUGAAAAGAUCGCUGCACGGGAGAAAGGUUUCGAGAACUCGCAAGAUGUGCUGCCGAGCAACUACAAGCCAAAAGAUCUCAACCCGGAACUGAGUGGCAAGUUCAUGCUGCUUGAUUUCAUGCUAGCUGCUAUUCGAGCCGAUGGCAAUGAUAAAGUCGUCCUUAUCUCCAACUACACACAGACCCUCGAUUUGUUCGAGCAGCUGGCAAGAAAGCGGAAGUACGGUUUCGUUCGACUCGAUGGCACCAUGUCCAUCAAAAAGCGCUCGAAGGUUGUGGACAGGUUCAAUGACCCAGAAUCGGACAGUUUUCUAUUCAUGCUGAGUAGUAAAGCUGGCGGCUGCGGACUGAAUUUAAUCGGAGCCAAUCGACUUUUUAUGUUCGAUCCGGAUUGGAAUCCUGCCAACGAUGAACAGGCAAUGGCCAGAGUGUGGCGCGACGGUCAGAAGAAGCCCUGUUACAUAUAUCGGCUUGUGGCGAGUGGUUCCAUUGAGGAGAAGAUCCUGCAGCGUCAGACUCACAAAAAAUCUUUGUCCAGUACGAUCAUUGACAACAACGAGUCAGCGGAAAAACAUUUUACACGUGACGAUCUUAAGGACUUGUUCCGCUUUGAUCCACAGGUUCUUUCUGACACGCACGAAAAGCUCAAGUGUAAGCGCUGUGUGGAGAACAUUCAAACAAAGCCUCCGCCCGAUGACACAGACUGCACAUCGCACUUGUCCCAAUGGUACCAUUGCUCCAACAAUCGCGGACUGCCCGACAGCAUUCUUGCCCAGGCCUGGACGGACAGCAAAUGCGUCUCAUUCGUUUUCCAUCAUCGAUCGCAGGCGCAGGAGAUUCACUCACACGAAACGGAAGAAGAGGAUAAACCGGAGAAACCAAGUAUUCGAAAGCGGCCCUCCACGCCCCUCAGUGAUGACAGUGCCGAUGAGGAUUUUAUUGGAUUCUAGCAAUUGU
Drosophila serrata is the source of this 2528-nucleotide messenger RNA. It is a transcript of the gene okr, whose product is annotated as DNA repair and recombination protein RAD54-like okr. NCBI's taxonomy places the organism in Eukaryota, Metazoa, Arthropoda, Insecta, Diptera, Drosophilidae. Gene Ontology annotation, biological process: double-strand break repair via synthesis-dependent strand annealing; reciprocal meiotic recombination. Gene Ontology annotation, cellular component: nucleus. Gene Ontology annotation, molecular function: hydrolase activity, acting on acid anhydrides; DNA translocase activity; ATP binding. The record is from RefSeq and is a predicted model, not a curated record.